GAGAGUUGAUCUGAUCAGCUGUUGCUUUAGGUUACCAUAGUGACACAUCAGCCUGCAUAAAAGAAAGUCAGCCGGACCCGGCGCGCACACACACACACACACACACACACACACACACACACACACACACAUACAUCUCGUCUUGUGAGACAAGUCUGGAUUUUUCCCGCAACACAUCGGAGAAAAGCAACAACCAAUGCCUCUGAACUCCUCUGAUGACAACCGGACCAUCUCUGUGUUCACCUCCAAACUGACCCCUGCCGCUGACAUAUGUGUGGGACUGGCCAUCCUCUCUGUAGUUCUGCUCUCAGUUCUGGGCAAUGGGCUGGUUCUGGUGAUCUGUUACCGCAGGAGGAAAAAGAUGGUGGGCUCGGAGCUGCUGUGUGUCAACCUGGCGGUGGUGGACUUCCUCUGCUGCAUCUGUUUCUACCCGCUCUCCAUCCUGUCCUCCUUCCACCACGCCUGGCUGGGGGAAGACAUCACAUGUGUUUACUACGGCCUUGGCUGCUACAUUUUCGGACUGUGUGGCAUGUUCACCAUCACCGCCAUCAGCAUCAUGCGCUACCUGAAGACCUGCUACAGCCUGGUUUACGCUGUGUGGCUGGAAGGAGCCAACAUCCGAAUAGCGUGCUGCGUCAUCUGGCUGGUCGCUGCCGUGUGGUCCAGCUUCCCUUUGUUCGGCUGGGGCGAGUACGUCCCUGAGCCUUAUGGGCUAUCCUGCACCAUCGCCUGGAGGGGUUAUCACACCUCAACGAAGGACGCUUUCUACGUGAUCUGCUCCUUUGCCUGCUUCACACUGGUUCCUGUCCUCUUCAUCGUGGUGUCCCAGUGUCGGAUCCUCUACAAGGUGUCCCGCUUCUCCUACUCGCUGUCUGCCAGAGGCAUCCGCAACAACCUGCGGCACGCUGAGAAACGGCUCUCCGUGAUGUUUUUCUGCAUCAGCCUAGGCUUUGUGAUUGCUUGGGCCCCGUAUGCUGUUGUGUCCUUCCUCUUCAUUUUCCACAAGGAGCACUGGUAUAUGGCUCCUGAGGGCUUUGUUUUCCCCGCCCUCUUCGCCAAAAGCUCCCACAUCUACAACCCCUUCAUCUACUUCUACUUCAAUAAGACUUUCCAGCGGGAGCUGCGCUGCCUGCUCCUCUCAUUCUGCCCCAAGCUGGGGGGAAACCGAGUAGGCGACCACGUCACUGCGGGCCAUCAAGCCCCGUACCCUAUCCACAUUCAACUCCAGGAAAGAGGCUGCGUUAAAAAGAAGACCUUUGGUUUGUCUCAGGACAGAACUCAGAGUAGGAGCAAGAGCAAAGGCAAAGUAACACACACUAGCGGCAACCGUGUCCAUGGCAGGCCUGUGUACGCCUGCUGGGGCUCCACAUCGAAGAACGCUCCCACCAUCAUACACAAUAAACCUGCCAAAGAGUCCCUACCGGUCUCUAUAUGAACUCUGUCUAUCAUAGGGCUGUGUAUUAGCCAUAACCUGGUGAUACGAAACAUAUCACGACACAUGGGUUACGAUUCAAUAUAUUGCGAUAUUGUAAGCAAGGCGUUUUUUUGUUUAAUCUAAUUUUAAUAAAACGUAUAGUAUAAAGAACACACCACUAUAUGCAUAAAAUCUGGGUGGGCCGACCUGAUAGCUGAAUGGUUGGGGCGUAUAUCACAUGAGUGCAAAUGCCCUGAGUAGCAAGUUCACAGGGCAACUCCCGCCUGACUGGUUGGAUCAUUUGCUGCGUGUCAUUCCCCUUCUCUCUCCCUGCCUUUCCUGUUCACCAGAACUAUCCAAUAAAGGAAUAAAAAUAACAAUAAUAAGUAAAAGUAAUAAAAGUGCUUGUAGGAUUCUUUAGGUGAACAAUUACGUGAAUAAAAUAAAUUAAACAGACAGCGCUACAUAGACAGUGUUGAGAGGGAUCCGCUUGUUUAACAUUUGCUGUUCCGUCAGCGGUUCAGAGUGAUGUCUUGCUAAGUGUGCACUCAGAUUUAUUGUGUUGCCUGAGUAUUUGAUUUUGCCAUGGCACGUUUUUCAAAUGAUGUAUGGCUCUUGUCGAUCUCCUUAGUGCCUUCUUCAUUGUGGAAGCUGAAAUGAGCCCACACUUCAGCUCUGUUCGCUGCCAGAGCCCGACCUUGUGCUCCUUUGGAUUCAGGUGGUAACGUUUGGUAACCCUAAAUCGAAUCUUUGCACAUCAACUAUUAAUUAUAAAUCAAUACAGUGUUUUUGAGAAUCGAUACAGUGUCACCAAACAUAAUAUUCAAGUGUCUCGAUAUUUUCUUACACCCCUAGUCUAAUAUAAUGUUUAUACAGGGACAGGGAACUGUGAUGUAAAUGAAACUGUGUACAGCCACCAAACAGUCUGGUCCUGUACUUGUCAUUGAAGACUCAGAAAUCAUGACUGGAUGAUUGAGCAGCUAACUCCAUUUAUCUUGUUACUCUCCAUUUGUAACAAAUAGCAGCUGCAUAGUAAAGUGUCUCCUUAGUCGUCCUAACAUUUAGACCACAAAACUGAUACAAUUCAUAAACAUACAAGUCAUAAACUCUGUGUUAUUAUUAGUGUUAUACAUGCAAACGUAUACAACUGUGCAUCCUUUUGCACAGGUCUGACAUGAAAACAGGGCUGAGUAGAUUCGCUAUUUACAUGCAAGUAAGAUCUGCGUGAUCCGUUUGUAUUAUGCAGACUUCUUCCUCUGUCUACUAAGUGGAUGUUUUUGUUCUUCAAACACCGGUGUCAAUAAUGGAUUCAUUCCAGUUAGGUGAGGUAUUGUAGUUGCAGGGCUCUGGUAUUCAGCAUGCUGGAUUGCGUUGGUUUAGACUGGAUUAUUUCCACUAUUUUCUGACAUUUUACAGACAAGAUGAUUAAUUGAGAAAAUAAAAAGGAGAUUAACUGAUUAUGAUUAGAGAACUGUUGUUGUGGUCCUAACAUCAACAUCCAAGCCAGAAUUACAACAGGGAAACGCUGUCUCUGGGAUAAAGCUUCGACAUGUCUGAUAUUGGCUCUUAAUAAUAGAGAAAUGCCUGAAACCCAAACAAAUAUGGAUUCAUCACAUCAGCCAUAGACUCUCGUUCAAUGUAACUGAACUCAAUCAUCUGCUGUCUUCUGUGUAAUCCGCUCUUUAAACAAAUCCAUCUGAAAGCUACAAUGCCAUCCACUCCUCUGCAGUUACACCGGUUCAGUGUGUGUGUUUAUGUGCCCGAGUGUGAACUGUUUGAACUCCACAUUUGUAUUGUAUUUGUAAUGUUUUGUACACUGUGUUUCUGUCGUUCAAUGCCUACUUGUACUAAUGGCAGUAUACUGAAUUAGCAAACGUGGAUAUAUAAUAUUCUGUCUAAAGUUUUGAUUUUAUUCUUAACGAAUUUAUCUACAUUUUCAUGAUAUUUGAAUGUUUCUUCAUACCAAUGAUGCGUUUCUUUUCAUGAAUUUUCCUAAUGUUACCAGCUAAAAAGGUCAAAUGCUUGUUUCACUCCAAAUUCAUGAAUUAUCAAACAUUUUAAGUAUUUAUUUGAAAACUACUGAUGCACAUGUGCUGACUGUGUUUGUCUGUCUGUUUUUAGGAAUCUGAACUGUGAAUAUAUCCUUUGUCGUCAUUUUUCAUCUCCCUUGUGUUCUAAAGCUUUCCUAAAGGUUUAUUUUUCUAACAGUCUGAUGUCUUUUGUGACAUUUAAAUGACAUUAAAAAAUGAUUUAAAAAAAAAAAACUGCAGUAUGAUAUCAAAUCCAUUUUAACUGUUUGAAACCAAGAAAUCUUGUGAUUGUUAAUAUUUCACGGCUCAAAAUGCUCAAAUUUCUAUUCAGUUCAUGGUCUAAUUCUCUGGUGAUUCAACAGCUGCAUAAAUGGAAGGAAAUAAAAUUCCC
Seriola aureovittata is the source of this 3835-nucleotide messenger RNA. It is a transcript of the gene opn8c, whose product is annotated as opsin 8, group member c. Bases 197 to 1435 code for a protein of 412 amino acids. Lineage: Eukaryota; Metazoa; Chordata; Actinopteri; Carangiformes; Carangidae. The transcript has 4 exons. The record is from RefSeq and is a predicted model, not a curated record. Gene Ontology annotation, cellular component: membrane. Gene Ontology annotation, biological process: G protein-coupled receptor signaling pathway. Gene Ontology annotation, molecular function: G protein-coupled receptor activity.